Colletotrichum graminicola M1.001 is the source of this 876-nucleotide messenger RNA. RefSeq lists its product as uncharacterized. Lineage: Eukaryota; Fungi; Ascomycota; Sordariomycetes; Glomerellales; Glomerellaceae. The record is from RefSeq and is a predicted model, not a curated record. The transcript has a single exon. The coding region runs from base 1 to 876 and encodes 291 amino acids.
AUGGCAUCCACACAGCAACAACAGCCGCAGCGGGUCGCACUCCCAGACGGACGGGCCCUCUCGUACGACCUAUCGGGCCCGGAGUCGAAGCCCGUCGUCCUCUUGGCCAACCCGCUCUCGGCACCAUUCGCGCUCUGGGACCGCGUCAUCGAGGUUCUCCACGACAACGGGUUCCGCACGCUGCGCUUUGACCAGCCCGGGCACGGCAAGUCGUCGGCGCCCAAGGCCCUCGACACCGAGUUCGAGACGAUGGCUGACGAUGUGCACUUCCUCGUCACCUCGCUCAAGGUCGACAGGCUAUUUGCGUGGGUGGGCGUGUCGAUGGGCGCCGCGACGAGCUUCUACUUUGUCACAAAGUACCCGGGCAUCGUGCGCAAACUGAUCAUCUGCGACACCAUCAGCUCGUCGCCCAAGCUGGCCGGCGUCGAGGACACGUUCGGCGUGCGGGCCAAGGCGGCGGGCGAGGCGGGCAACAUGCAGGAGCAGGUGGAGCAGACGAUGGACCGCUGGUUCGGCGCCGACUGGGUCAAGGCCAACCCGGACGAGGCGAGCCGCGCGCGGGCCAUCAUGAACCAGACUACGGUCGAGGGCUUCCAAUCGUGCUGCCACGCUCUGCAGAGCGACAAGUUCGACAUCCGCCCUCUGUUCGAGAGAGUAGGCUCGGGGGUGGACGAGGCGUUGCUAAUAGUGGGCGAGAAGGACGCCAACCUGCCGCAGGCCAUGGAGGGAAUGCGGGAAAAGGUCGAGGCGGGAUUCAAGGCGGCGGGCAAAGAGAAGAAAAUUGAGCUCAAGGUGAUUCCAAAGGCGGGCCACGCGCCGUUUGUCGACAACUUUGGGCAAUUCAAUGAGGUGUUGUUGGACUAUCUCAAGGCCUGA